Orycteropus afer afer is the source of this 598-nucleotide messenger RNA. RefSeq names its product endothelial differentiation related factor 1 (gene EDF1). NCBI's taxonomy places the organism in Eukaryota, Metazoa, Chordata, Mammalia, Tubulidentata, Orycteropodidae. Gene Ontology annotation, molecular function: DNA binding. Gene Ontology annotation, cellular component: nucleus. The record is from RefSeq and is a predicted model, not a curated record.
AUGGCCGAGAGCGACUGGGACACCGUGACGGUGCUGCGCAAGAAGGGCCCCACUGCGGCCCAGGCCAAGUCCAAGCAGGCCAUCUUAGCAGCUCAGAGACGAGGAGAAGAUGUGGAGACGUCCAAGAAGUGGGCUGCCGGCCAGAAUAAACAGCACUCAAUCACCAAGAACACUGCCAAGUUGGACCGGGAGACGGAGGAGCUGCACCACGACAGGGUGACCCUGGAAGUGGGCAAGGUGAUCCAGCAGGGCCGGCAGAGCAAGGGGCUCACCCAGAAGGACCUGGCCACGAAAAUCAACGAGAAGCCCCAGGUCAUCGCUGACUAUGAGAGUGGACGGGCCAUCCCCAAUAACCAAGUUCUGGGCAAGAUUGAGCGAGCCAUUGGCCUCAAGCUCCGAGGCAAGGACAUCGGCAAGGCCAUCGAGAAGGGGCCGAGGGCAAAAUGAACACAAAGCCUCGAAGUCAGUCGCUUGGCUGACCUCGUCCGGCUGGUACCUGACCACCAGCUCUGGCGCCGGUCUCCUCCUGGCCAGCGGCACGUGGGGGGCAGACCUGCUGAGGCACCCCUCAUCCCAAUCCUGCUGUCAAACAAACUAA